GUGACUGCACCUUUACUUAAUUUUAUCAACAAAGAAAAACCGGUAGUCCGGUACUACUUUCAUGUUAUUUUUUUAUAAAGAUAAAAAUAAUUUUUAAUAAUUGUUUUAAUCUUGAAAAUAAUGAGUGACGAACCCCAAAGCACAACUGAUGCUUCUAAAAAAAUUAAGUCUAUUAAUAAAGAAGCAGUUCAUCAAAUAUGCUCUGGUCAGGUGGUUUUUGAUCUUGCAAUUGCCGUAAAAGAAUUAGUGGAAAAUAGUUUGGACAGUGGUGCUACAACUAUUGAAGUUAAACUCAUAGAUUAUGGGAAAUCAUGUAUUACAAUAUGUGACGAUGGAUCUGGAAUUUUAGAAUGCGACUUUGAGGAGUUGUGUCUCAAGCAUCACACAUCGAAAUUGAAAGAUUUUUCAGACCUUACCAGUAUUGACACAUUUGGUUUUCGAGGCGAAGCAUUGAGCUCAUUAUGCGCUCUUGGAGAUGUUACAAUUAUCACCAAACAUUCAACUUGCGAGCACACUUUUACACUGACAUUCGAUAAAAAUGGAAAAUUAACGAGUAAAGAAGAAAGUCCUCAUAAGCAAGGAACAACAGUUCAUGUGAAAAAUAUUUUUAAAACACUACCAGUUCGAUUAAAGGAAUUCGAAAGGAAUAUAAAAAAGGAAUUUUCCCGUGUUGUUCAGGUUUUGUAUGGCUAUUGUCUAGUUUCGGUUGGUGUUAAAAUAAAGUGCACGAAUUCUAUCGGAAACAAACCUCCAAUUCUCAUUGUCUCUACAAAUAAAGCAAGUAAAGUUCUCGAGAACGUCAAAUCGGUAUUUGGCGUUAAAGCCAUUGAUGGUUUAAAGGAAAUCGUCAUGGAAUUUCCAAAUGAAGAAAUUUUAGAGGAAUAUAAAUUGCCUUUGAAUAUCCCGAUUGAUUUCACAUGGGAGUGUUACGUGAGUAAUUCCAAUCACAAUGUAGGACGUUCUUGUCCUGAUCGACAGUUUUUUUAUGUAAAUGGUCGACCUUGUGAUCUUACGAAAAUCAGCAGGCUCAUCAAUCACACAUAUCAUAAAUAUAAUAAUAAACAGUAUCCUUUUGUUUUCUUGAAUUUGAAACUCAAACAAGAUUGUGCUGAUGUCAAUGUUACACCUGAUAAGAGAAAAAUAUUUUUCACUCAAGAACAAUUGAUUCUCGCGACACUCAAAACUAAUUUGCAACGGGAAUGGGAAAGUUCUCAACAAAUAUUUUCAUUGUCAACUGAUUAUAAUUCAAUUAAGAAAGGAAGAAGUAAGAGGAAUAUUUCUCCUGUCAACGAUUCUUUUCCCUCACCAAAAAGACACCAGUUUUCGAAUUUAAAAAAAGAGAGCAAAGAUAUAAAUGAUCAGAAUAAUGAAAAUGAACAAUUUGAACAAUUUCAAAAUCCAUCAAAAGAAAAGAAAAAAGUAAUCAAUUUAAAAGAGUUGGAGUUAAUGGUAGUUAGAGAUUCAACUAUCAUGAAAAUGGAAACCACCUUAGAAAGAAUUCGUAAUAAAUUACAAACGCAAAAAGAACAAAAAGAACCAGAUGAGACGAAAUUAAAAAGAAUGAAAUAUAAAAUACAACUGAGCCAAAAAAAUGAAGAUGCUGAAAAGGAGCUUGAGAAAGAACUAACUAAAGAUUCUUUUAAAAAUAUGCAAAUUAUAGGACAGUUCAAUUUAGGUUUCAUAGUGACUAAGCUCGACAGCGAUUUAUUUAUCAUUGACCAGCAUGCUAGUGAUGAAAAAUUUCGAUUCGAAAAACUAAACAACGAAACUAAAUUAAAAACUCAAUUAUUAAUUGUUCCAAAACUUUUGAAUCUUUCUACUCUUAAUGAAACAAUUUUAAUUGACAAUCAAACUAUAUUUGAAGAUAAUGGAUUUUCAUUUGCAAUAAAUCGUGAAGCAAGUCAAGGUCAUCGAGUAAAAUUAAUUGGAAUGCCUGUAAGUGGUGGAUGGCAAUUUGAUGAACAGGACAUCGAGGAAUUAAUUUUUCUUAUUAAAGAAGAUGGUCUUGGAGAUAGUGGAAUUUUUCGAAUACCACGACCAAGUAGAAUAAAACAAAUGCUUGCUUCAAGAGCAUGUCGCAGCGCAGUUAUGAUUGGAAAAACUUUAAAUCCAAUUGAAAUGCAUAAAAUUGUAACUCAAAUGUCAACGAUGAAGAAUCCUUGGAAUUGUCCUCAUGGUCGACCAACUAUUAGACAUUUAUUUUCUCAAUGCUUUCUAACCUGAUGAAUAUUUUAUAUAUUUUAUAUAUUUUAUACAUUUUAUAAAUUAAUAAAUUAAUAAUUUGAGUAAA
Leptopilina heterotoma is the source of this 2290-nucleotide messenger RNA. RefSeq names its product mismatch repair endonuclease PMS2-like (gene Pms2). The coding region runs from base 121 to 2223 and encodes 700 amino acids. NCBI's taxonomy places the organism in Eukaryota, Metazoa, Arthropoda, Insecta, Hymenoptera, Figitidae. Gene Ontology annotation, biological process: mismatch repair. The record is from RefSeq and is a predicted model, not a curated record. Gene Ontology annotation, molecular function: ATP-dependent DNA damage sensor activity; ATP binding; ATP hydrolysis activity. The transcript has 5 exons. Gene Ontology annotation, cellular component: MutLalpha complex.